Messenger RNA from Helianthus annuus (common sunflower), 990 nucleotides. RefSeq lists its product as uncharacterized. The record is from RefSeq and is a predicted model, not a curated record. Lineage: Eukaryota; Viridiplantae; Streptophyta; Magnoliopsida; Asterales; Asteraceae. The coding region runs from base 1 to 990 and encodes 329 amino acids. The transcript has 3 exons.
AUGAAGAGAGUGAUGAGAGAUGUUAGAUGGGAUGAAAAGUCUGUGAUAUUAAAUGUUGAUAGAGAGAGAAAGAGAGAUUUGACAUAUGGGAUAUGGGACAGUUUAGAGGAUAGAGGGGUACUUAGUAAGUAUAUAGACUUAAUUAAGGAUAUGUAUGUUAAGACUAACACUAGUGUUCGUGCACCGGUAGGGGAUACUGAUUUCUUUCCUGUGGAAGUAGGACUCCACCAAAGGUCAGCGUUAAGCCCUUUUCUAUUUGCGAUUGUCCUAGAUGAGUUGUCAAAGUCGAUUCAGGAGUCAGUUCCGUGGUGCUUGCUUUUUGCAGACGAUAUUGUGUUGAUUGAAGAAAGUAAACAGAGCUUGAAUGCGAGGUUAGAAGAUUGGCGGAUCACUAUUGAGGGCCAGGUGGUUCCACAGGCAACUAAGUUCAAGUAUCUAGGAUCGUUUGUUCAGAGCAAUGGAGAGAUAGACAGUGACGUAGCUCACCGUAUCCAGGCUGGAUGGUGUAGGUGGAGAGCAGCCACAGGGGUGUUGUGCGACAAGAGGUUCCCUGUUAAAUUAAAAGGGAAAUUUUAUAGGGUUGCAAUUAUACCCUCUAUGUUAUACGGAACAGAUUGUUGGGCCAUCAAGAAAAUUCAUGCUCGAAAGCUAGAGGUAGCAGAUAUGAGGAUGCUAAGAUGGAUGUGUGGGCACACUAGGUUGGACAAGAUAAGAAAUGAAGUUUUUAGAGAAAGAUUAGGAGUUGCUAGUAUUUCAGACAAGAUAAGGGAGGGGAGACUGAGAUGGUUUGGGCAUGUCAGGAGGAGGCAGACGACAGACCCGGUUAGAAUAGUUGAAACACUCGCGGUAGAUGGAAGGAGGAGUAGAGGCAGACCGAAAAUGAUGUGGGAUGAGCGGAUUAGACAAGAUUUGCUAGAUUUGCACCUCUUUGAGGACAUGGUCGAGGACAGAUCUUCAUGGAGACAUAGGAUUAAGGUUAAAGAUUUUUAG